UUCAGCGGAUCCUCCCGCUCGUGCCAACAUCAUCAUCAUCACCACCACCAUCAUCACUGAACCGAGGCUGUAACGAGCACGAGCUUUUUCACUGCCAGCAAGACAAGGCUGAUAAGAAGGAAUCCGCUCUGCAUUAUUCCAUGCAUGUCGUGUUUUGGCUGUAGUGCGCGUGAGCUCGGCUCUGGGUCACGACGUGUGUCGGGUGGACGGAUUUCCGCGCUGGGACGAGGAACAAACAAAUGAACGACUCGGUGAGAUGUGUAGUGAAUGGAAAGAGAGACACGAGGGCUAAACUCUCCGCUUUUUAGCUGGUUAGAGCUGCUUUUUAGCAGUACGACUUACAUCAUCGUUCGUUUUGCUUUAACGUUUAACAUUGUCCUGUAACGAGCCUUUUCCCUUGUUGUUUUUGUGCAUGUCGUUAUGGGAAUGUGUGACCGCUGUCUCCGAUGUGCGCCUUUGGACAGCCAUGAGAUCAUUUCUGAACUAUUUUUCAGAUUUUAAGUCGUACCCACGGUCGUGUCGUGACUUUCGUUAGGAACGACUCUUUGUUUGUUUGUUUCUUUCUUUCGUUCUUUCUGGUAAGACAUUUCGGAUGAACCGCACGUGAGACGGACCAGUGGACACCAGUGACGCUUUCACCAUAACGUUGCUCUAAACGUGUCCUGAUAUGGUCAUCUGAUUGUUUUUUUGGAUUUUAGCUUUACUUUAAUACACAAAAGGACAAUCCAGGACCUCUUUGUUAGCCAUCAGUAAAUAUCUGGGAGGAGGGGAAGAAAAAAAACAAACUGUUGCAGCCCGACAAGCCGGUGGGAUUCAGAGUGCUUUCAUUCUCAUUAACGCUGUUUUUCAACGAGCACAAAAUGGCCAAUGACUCAAUCCAAAGUGAUCCGGGUGGGUUGUCUGUGCUGGAGCAGCUGGGUCUGGACCACGGCUCGGACUUUUCAGAUUCAAGCGUGCAGCAACGGCUGGAUGAGGAGCGUGAGAAGAUCCGCCGGGAGAUCCGCAAGGAGCUUAAGAUCAAGGAAGGAGCAGAGAACCUGAGACGUGCAACCACUGACAAACGCAAUGCCCAGCAGGUGGAUAACCAGCUGCGCACCUCCAACCGGCGUCUCCACUCGCUCCAUGCCCAGCUCCAGGAGCUUGAUGCCCAUAUUGUUGUCAAGGGAACAGAUGAGGCUCGUGAUGAUGUGCCUCGGUCUCCCGGCACAGAGAGCCGGGCAUCGGCCCAUCAGGAGCGCAUCGCCGCGCUGGAGAGGCAGCUCAACAUAGAGCUCAAAGUCAAGCAGGGUGCUGAGAACAUGAUCCCUAUCUACGCCAAUGGCUCUACCAAGGAUAAGAAGAUGUUGCAGACUGCCCAGCAGAUGCUCCAGGACAGCAAAACCAAGAUUGACAUCAUUCGCAUGCAGAUCCGCAAAGCAGUGCAGGCCUACGAACACAAUGAGGACAUACAAGGAAAGCCUGACCCAUGUGGGAUAGAGCUGAGGAUCGAGGAGCUGAGGCACCACUACCGGGUGGAGCACGCUGUUGCAGAGGGAGCCAAAAAUGUGCUGAGACUGUUGGGAGCCAGCAAAGUGCAGGACAAAAAAGCCAUGUCAGAGGCUCAGUGUCGACUGAGCGAGUCCUCUCAGAGGCUGGAUCUGCUGAAGGUGUCUUUAGACCAGCGCCUGGCCGAUCUGCCUGAGGAUCAUCCCAAAGCCUGUUUGAUCAAAGAGGAGCUCGUCCUGGCCUCCUCACCCACUUUCAGCUCACGUCACGGCACACCCUACCUGCACAACCAGUACAGCACAUUGUCCAAACCCUCUCCUCUUACUGGCAUGCUGCAGGUGAAGUUACUAGGCUGCGAGGGCUUGUUGGAGGUGGUUCCGGGUCGUAGCCGUGGCACCCCGGUGGUGUUGCCGUGCCACAGUCCCGGCGAGGCUCGCUCCUUCAUGCGCAGUGGGAAAGGCCUGUACAGCCGCAGCGGCAGCGUCAGCGGCAAGAGCACACUAAAAACAGAUGAGCUCUCCUCGGAGGUGAGUGCAGUGCUGAAGAUGGAUAACACUGUGGUGGGUCAGACAGCAUGGAAGACAGUCGGAGAACAUACCUGGGACCAAGCGUUCACUAUAGAGCUGGAAAGAUCUAGAGAAAUGGAGAUAGCAGUGUAUUGGAAGGACUAUCGCUCUCUGUGUGCACUGAAAUUCCUGAAGCUGGAGGAUUUCCUGGAUAACCAGAAACACACAGUUAAGCUGGAGCUGGAACCACAAGGCCUUCUGCUGGCUGAGGUGACGUUCUUUAACCCGGUCAUCGAAAGGGUUCCACGCCUUAAGAGACAGAAGAAAGUAUUCUCUAAGCAACAGGGUAAAGCUUUCCUGCGUGCUCGCCAGAUGAACGUUGAUAUCGGCACGUGGGUGCGGCUGUUAAGAAAUGCCAUUCCAACCGUUAACAAUACAGGAACCUACAGUCCCAAUGCAGCUCACACAAUACAGUCUGGGGAGAUUUCUGUAGAGAAAUUGAGCCUGGACUCUGAUUCCCCCAUGAAAGUGGAACUCAGGAGGGACAUGACAGAUGGACAGACACCGGAGAGACCACAUAUCAUUGAGCCAAGCUCUCCUCAGGACUCUACUACACCUCAACGACCCAACAGAACACACUCGCUCAGCAGUAAACAGAAGAAAACUCCACUGGCGCUUCAGGAUUUCAGGUUGAUCGCCGUGCUGGGCAGAGGUCAUUUUGGCAAGGUACUGCUGGCGGAAUAUAAGAAAUCAGGCUUGAUGUAUGCUAUCAAAGCACUGAAGAAAGGAGACAUCGUGGCCAGAGAUGAAGUGGAGAGCCUGAUGUGUGAGAAGCGGAUCUUUGAGAUAGUGAACAGCUCUAAGCACCCGUUCCUGGUGAACCUGUUCGCUUGCUUCCAGACACCGGAGCAUGUGUGUUUUGUCAUGGAGUACACAGCGGGAGGAGAUCUCAUGAUGCACAUCCACGCUGAUGUAUUCACCGAGCCACGGGCUGUGUUCUAUGCUGCCUGUGUGGUGCUUGGCCUUCAGUUUUUACACGACAACAAGAUUGUAUAUCGGGACCUAAAAUUGGACAAUCUGCUGCUUGACACAGAAGGAUAUGUGAAAAUAGCUGACUUUGGACUGUGUAAAGAAGGUAUGGGCUUUGGGGACAGGACGAGUACAUUCUGUGGCACUCCAGAGUUUCUGGCUCCGGAGGUUCUGACAGACACGUCCUACACAAGGGCAGUGGACUGGUGGGGACUCGGAGUCCUGAUCUACGAGAUGCUUGUUGGAGAGUCUCCGUUCCCAGGAGAUGACGAGGAGGAGGUGUUUGACAGCAUAGUGAAUGAUGAAGUCCGUUACCCACGAUUCCUGUCAUCAGAAGCGAUUGGCAUUAUGAGGAGGCUGUUGAGGAGGAAUCCGGAGAGGAGGCUGGGCUCUGGAGAGAAGGAUGCCGAAGAAGUUAAGAAGCAACCUUUCUUCAGGAAUAUGGACUGGGAGGCUCUUCUCCUGCGUAAACUUCCUCCUCCAUUUGUUCCCACUAUUGGAGACAGAGAGGACGUGAGUAACUUUGAUGAAGAAUUCACGACAGAGGUGCCCACACUCACGCCGCCGCGAGAACCCCGUGUGCUCUCACGCAAGGACCAGGACAGCUUCCGUGACUUUGACUACGUCUCUGACCUCUGCUGAGCUUCUGUCACGGUCGCAGAGAGGUCAGAAGUCAUGCAGGAGUUGUCUAGGAUUGUUUAUUUUUCCCCACUGUGAUAUACAGAAAGACGGUCAUAACCACUACACUGUGACUCAGCGAAGAUGAAGGGCUGCUGUUCAGGAUGGCUCGUGUGUGGAAGAGAAUCCAUGGAGUUUUACACUGUGAUGGAGGACAAAAGUGUCAAAAGACGAGAAAUGAGAUAGAAAUGUGGACUCUUUCUUCAAAUCUAACAUUUAUUCAUCUGCCAGGCGCUUUGAAUCAGAGCAACCUAUGAGUGAGCCAGAUUCCAAUCCAAGUACACAGCUAAGCAAGGUUAGGGGACACAGCAGUGGCUCUCGGAUAGUCCUGGGAUUUGAACUCACAACUUUCCAGCCACAAGUACAGAGUCCUAACCACUGAGCUACCACUGCCCAUUUGAAACAAGUUAAAAUAUAGUCUUUAUUGUCUCUCUAUCUCUGACUUUCACCUUACAGCCGUUCAGUAACAGAAGAUCCUCUUCCAUUCUUACCUGACAAGGUGUUUGGACGCUUUGAAACUCUUUUACAUUCUCAAAUGCCACGGGAAUGCCUUAACUUUAUAUGCUGUCCCUUUAGAAUCUUCUAGUCUAGAUGUAAGCAUGUUAGUUGAAAGAAUUGAAACUGAAAAAGAUCUUGUAAAUGGAUGGAGUGAUGUGAUGCAAGAAUUAUGACAUUGACUUGAUAUGAAAUAAUGCUAUAUAUAUGACAACAUGAAAGCUAAAAAGAGCAUAAAAUGUAAAGCACCAAGGCAUAGUGUGAAUUUACAGAAUUGGACUAUGCAUCAAAUACUCCAGAUAUAAAUGAAACUCUAUAUUAUACUGCAGUUAUAACACCCUGCACAUGGCAUUAUACCCCCACCAUUUUAACUAAUAUCUGAAAAAGAGAAAGAUUUAAAUCCAAAAUGAGUUUAAAUUAACAGCAAAUUUGGAUCCUGUGCUAAAGUUAACUCAAAAACUUGAAGCACAAAACCAGUGUAAAACCAGGCUCAUUAACCACCCCCGAAUCUCAGAACAGAUGAUGCUUUAGCUAAGGGGGUUCACCUCAGGCUUUCACAUGAUACGCUACGAUUCUUAAGGAAAUUAUACAAUAUUUGAUGAUACUCCUGAAUCUAGUAUGAUACGCUACAAUUCGAUUUAGUAGCCUCUGAUCAAUAUGUCACCAACUUGGUUUAGAAUCCGGGGUAUCCCUACCAUUAAUUCACAAAUGCUGAUGAUGAUGAUGCUGAUGAUGAUGAUGAGAGAAGGACUAUUUUAAGUAUCAGAGUUACGGGCAAAUCAACUUGCUAAACCUGUUUACACAUCAGUUUAAAAAUAAGAAUUCUUUUUUACACACCAGUUCUCUGUCUGAUUUAUGAUCAGUUAAAAUUCAUACUAAUUGAUUUGUGGUAGGUGCCCCAAUUCAUUUUAAUAGUUUAUAAAUCAAUGCAUUGAUCCAAAUCAUCCAGUCAUUACACCCCUAGCUUUAGCACAUACAAAUGUACUUUUAACUAAGAACAGUUUGAGAUUUAAAAAACAAAGUUAGGCCAAUACCUCUAAAAUUAUUUCAAUGAAGGAAUUAACUGGUUUGGAUGUAAAAUUGCUGUGAGUUUUUGCCUUUUUUUUUUCUUUUAAUGCAGGAUGAGUUUUUAGUUCUUGUGUUUUUUCUUUGUUUUAGGUGGGAAUAUGUAGCAAAUUCUUUUUAAAGAUCCUGAUCCUGUAUUGUUAAAUUUACACCCAUUUUAUAUUUCCCCUCUUUGGAAUCACUGGCUUGUGUAAUGUAAAGGGUUUUAUGUGUAAUAUGGAGUAGCUUUUGCAUAACACACAGAUAUGACUACACUGUGACAAACUUGUAGCACAACUUCUUAGUAGACCUUUUGCCUGCAGACGUCAUUAAUGUCUGUGCAUCAGCAAUCACAACAUCCAGACAGUAAAUCAGACUACACACUGCUUCUGUUUCCAGUGAACUGGAGGUCAGUAUGAAUCCUGUCUAUCCAAUGUACACUUAUUACACAAUGUUUGAGAUGAGCUCUAUUUAUAAAGAUGUGUUGUACAAAACUUU
Messenger RNA from Pangasianodon hypophthalmus (striped catfish), 5735 nucleotides. It is a transcript of the gene pkn1a, whose product is annotated as protein kinase N1a. Gene Ontology annotation, molecular function: small GTPase binding; ATP binding; protein serine/threonine kinase activity. Bases 861 to 3662 code for a protein of 933 amino acids. Gene Ontology annotation, biological process: signal transduction; protein phosphorylation. NCBI's taxonomy places the organism in Eukaryota, Metazoa, Chordata, Actinopteri, Siluriformes, Pangasiidae. The record is from RefSeq and is a predicted model, not a curated record. The transcript has 22 exons.